AUGUUUUUAGGAUCUCCAAAAAAAGGAAAACAUUGGUUUGCGGUCAAGAUGAUGUUUAUUCUCAGAAUAUUACAGUUGACAUGCGCCCUGAGCUUAACUGAUGCAAUUAAAAACCCUUGGAGGAAAAACUUUUUUACUCCAGGAGAAGAUGAGUGCAUACUUGAUGGAAGGGAUGAGAGUACAUACAGAGGCAAAGUGUCAGUGACAGUCAAUGGACGGAUGUGUGUGCAGUGGAAUUCCAUCCCAAAACGAUACACCUCCUUCAGAAACUGCUACCAUAACUUCUGCAGAAAUCCAAAUAACAGGAUUCAGCCAUGGUGCUUUGUAAGGAAAAGAAACCGCUACGUACGGGAAUAUUGUGACAUCCCCCGCAUGGAAACGAAGCCGACCAAGAGUCCACCAACACCUGUCCCAUCAAAGCAGGACACAGAAUCAACGUGUGGGGAGCGACGCUUAAACCGCAUUACAAAGAUAAUAGGAGGAUCAAGGUCAAGUGUUGAGUCACAGCCUUGGAUGGCAGCUAUCUUCAGAGGAGCUGGGUUCAUUUGUGGAGGAACCCUCAUUGCUCCAUGCUGGGUCCUCACUGCAGCCCACUGCUUCCCUGCUGGUAAGGACACUAAAAAAGAGAGAUACUCUGUCAUUCUGGGAAAGAAUGCCAUCAAUGAAACCAACUCUGACAAAGAGCAGCGGUUCACAGUGAGCAAACUUGUGGUCCAUGAGGACUUUGACUACACAACUGAAAACUUUAAUCAUGACAUGGCCCUGUUGAAGAUAGUGGGCAGCAAUGGACAAUGCGCAGUGAGGACAAACUCUGUGAGAACCGCAUGUCUUCCCCCUUUCCAGCAGAUGCUUCCCACAGGAUUCUACUGUGAUAUUGCUGGCUAUGGAAGGCAUCAAAAGGAUGGCUUUGAGUUCUCUCGACAUCUGAAACAGGCUCAAGUGAUGCUUAUUUCCCAGAAUGCUUGCCAGAAGUAUUACAGUAAGGACGAGGUCAACGAGAACAUGUUGUGCGCAAUUGGUAGAGACGGGGAGGAAGACGCUUGCCAGGGUGACUCAGGAGGGCCUCUAGUGUGUGAAGUAAAUCACACCAUGUUCCUUUUCGGUAUCAUUAGCUGGGGAAAAGAGUGUGCAGAAAAGCUUAACCCGGGUGUUUAUACAAAAGUCACCAACUACAACCAUUGGAUCUCAAUGCAUACAGGUUUACCCACAUAUACAGCAGGCUCCAAGUACCCACAGAAGGAUUAACUGUGACACUUUACAGCACAAAUGUAAAUGCUUAGCCACUCAGGAUAAUGUUUUGUCAGCACAGAAUGCACAUGCCAAUUAUUUAUGCUAUUCGAAUGAUACAUGGCAGCUACUUUUGGCAAUCAAUAGGAAUCAUCUUUUACAGUUAUAAUUGCACGUUCCUGCUUUUAUUGGACAGUGAUACCAGUUUUAGGUGUUUGAAGGAAACAUACUAGAUUUAGGAUUUUAUUUUAUGUCCAGUUUGUGACUUGUGAGAACUGCAAAUGUUGUUAUCUGUUUUAUUCAUUCUGUUUUACUGUUACUUUUUAUAACAUAUUAUUUAAUAUUUUAUUUAUUGCAAGAAUGCAUGUAUGAUAAAUGUUUUUUUUAA
This is a messenger RNA of Rhinichthys klamathensis goyatoka, 1615 nucleotides long. RefSeq names its product plasminogen activator, urokinase a (gene plaua). Gene Ontology annotation, molecular function: serine-type endopeptidase activity. The coding region runs from base 1 to 1245 and encodes 414 amino acids. NCBI's taxonomy places the organism in Eukaryota, Metazoa, Chordata, Actinopteri, Cypriniformes, Leuciscidae. The record is from RefSeq and is a predicted model, not a curated record. Gene Ontology annotation, biological process: regulation of cell adhesion mediated by integrin; plasminogen activation. The transcript is spliced from 10 exons.